AGCAUUUGACAUUGUAAAUAUUAUUGCAGUUAUCUCAACACGGCAUAUAGGACUGUGCUGUGCCAGACGACUCGACAUCAACAGAGAACGGUGAUGAUGGACACGGCACCCAGCCUCGACCCCUCGGGCCUCAGUCCCGACCCCGUCAAUUGUGCCACCGCCAUCCUGAGUGUGUCCACACAUAAUGAUUCUACGGGAGGAGGAAGCAACGUUACCAUGACGAGGGAUGUUUCCUCUACCCACAGUUCCGACCCAUUGAACGGGUCGGGGGAAAACACACAAACUUCUAACCCCGCCUCACCCUCCUCAGCAACCACCUCGGAACUUUUAUCCGGCAAAAAUCUGACUUUCUCGCCCGAACAGGUGGCAUGUGUUUGUGAAGCUCUUCAGCAGAAGGGGGAUAUCGACAGACUGGCCAGGUUCCUCUGGUCGUUACCCCCCAGCGAACUUUUGAGAGGCAGUGAGGCCGUCCUCAAAGCCAGGGCAACUGUUGCCUUUCAUAGAGGAAGUUACAGGGAACUUUAUGCAAUUUUAGAAAGUCAUGAAUUCCAUGAUACCAAUCAUUCUUUUUUACAGCAACUUUGGUACAAAGCUCAUUAUAUGGAAGCUCAAAAAAUCCGCGGCCGACCUUUGGGUGCUGUAGACAAAUACAGACUGAGAAGGAAGUAUCCUUUACCCAAAACUAUUUGGGAUGGAGAGGAAACUGUAUAUUGUUUUAAGGAGAAAUCUCGUCAGGCUUUAAAAGAGUGUUAUAAACAAAAUAGGUACCCAACACCAGAUGAGAAGAGAAAUUUAGCAAAAAAGACUGGCUUAACGUUGACACAAGUCAGCAACUGGUUCAAAAAUCGCCGACAGAGAGAUCGCACCCCGCAGCAACAAGCAGUAACGGGCCCGCUCGUGUUCGAGGAGAUGAGAAGAGACCUGAUGGACGACGGUAUGAAGCAUAACAUGCACCACCACCAUCACCAUGGCCACCACCAAGCACCGCAGCACCACCACCAUCACCACCACCACCAGCAGAUGUGUGGCAAUCCACCAAUGAUGAUGCCACACGACUACCGGGGAGACAUCGACAUGUCCGCUAAACUCAUCGAGGACAUGCGCACGAAUCUCACAUCGAUGCCAUUAGUGAAAAAUGAGCCUAUUCCGCCUCACUACCUCUGUGCACCCCCGCCACUUGACCACCACCACCGUUUGCACCAUCCGGUACCACCUGUAUGACCACCAAUUUCCGGAACCACAUGUAUGUUGUAAACACGUAAGAAAAUGAAAUGUCCUUUAUAACAAACAUGUGUAUCCGGAGACCUAAUGGAGCAUCUCAACAUGGCGGCCUGGGUAGUGGCGAUAUACUGUCUCUACAGACUUUGUCAGGCGUUGGCAUGCGCACGCGGACGAGCAGACACAUUUGUUUGGACGUUCAGACAGAACUUGUUUAUUGACGUAAAGGUACCGUUGUUACCACAAAGGCGUCAAUUUGUUUCGUUAUUUCUGGAAUUGAUAUGAAGACAGACAGAGGCACAUUUUGUCCAAAGGAUUGUUGCUGCCUACCCCAGCUUUAAGUGUUGUUUUAUUUCACUGUGUUGCUGAACCCAAGCCUACAUUGUAUUUUGUGCUAUUUUCCACGAAGGUGCUACAUUUGUCAUUCCAUACACGUUAGCUCCACGCAACAAGAUUCCACAGACUCGGUUGCUUAAAAGUUCCAUGCAAGUCGUCCCUUGACAAUCACGUGACCCGACAUUGACUUAUAAGGGAAGCUACAGACAUGGAGUGAACUGUUUCACUGUUAUCAGUGCAAUCUAUAUUCAACUAUCAGACAAGUUUUAUAUGUUCCAUAAGUAUUCAAUUUUAUCACAGAUUGGACUCGCGUGGGGAACGUCUCAAUCGUGGAGACAUCACGUGACCGGUGUUUGUGACCAAAAACAAAAAUGGCGGCGCAGGUCACAUAAUUUAUUGUCAAAUCUGAAGAGAAAUCAAAAGUGUUUUGUAUACGUUAUACGGUGUGAUCUAUGUGUUUAUACUCAGUAACUCUUUUUAAUGGUUCUUUUUUUUGUAAUAUUGUCAGAUCAAAAUGUAAAUAAAAUGUGUAUUAAAUCAACUUUAUCCUAAUCUUAA
Molecule: messenger RNA, 2112 nt
Organism: Mizuhopecten yessoensis (Yesso scallop)
Lineage: Eukaryota; Metazoa; Mollusca; Bivalvia; Pectinida; Pectinidae
Product: homeobox protein SIX3-like
Exons: 3
Coding region: 94-1221 (375 amino acids)
Biological process (GO): regulation of transcription by RNA polymerase II
Cellular component (GO): transcription regulator complex; nucleus
Molecular function (GO): DNA-binding transcription factor activity, RNA polymerase II-specific; RNA polymerase II cis-regulatory region sequence-specific DNA binding
Source: RefSeq, a predicted model, not a curated record